This is a messenger RNA of Rhinopithecus roxellana (golden snub-nosed monkey), 1912 nucleotides long. It is a transcript of the gene HMGN2, whose product is annotated as high mobility group nucleosomal binding domain 2. The record is from RefSeq and is a predicted model, not a curated record. Lineage: Eukaryota; Metazoa; Chordata; Mammalia; Primates; Cercopithecidae. The transcript is spliced from 6 exons. Gene Ontology annotation, biological process: chromatin organization. Gene Ontology annotation, cellular component: chromatin; nucleus. Gene Ontology annotation, molecular function: nucleosomal DNA binding. The coding region runs from base 812 to 1084 and encodes 90 amino acids.
ACAGCUCCUACCUGCCCCACGGCACCCAAAAGGCACCUCUGCAUGGAAAGUCUCCCCUUAAACCCCUAGCCCACCUCGAGUGGGACCGUCUUUCAGGUGAGGUGCACGAAAGGCUUUCCCGAAGUGGCAGCUCGGAAGGAUGAACGUCCGGCUGCGCCAAGCUGACUUCCCCGCCUUUUUCCCACUUCGGCGUCAGCCUGGGCCCUGGGAACUGCAGCCUGUGCCUCCAGCUGCGCGCUUCCUUCUGCCUCCAGUGGAGCAGGGCAGUGCAGCCAGGCCUCGCAAACCCCUCUUCUGGGGCCCCCAGCGGGAGCAGGAAGGAAAGCGGCUGAGAUGCGCCCUGAGUGUCGCUUGGCUUGGAGAAGUGGGUGGCUGGGUUGCAUAAGGUGGAAGGAACUUGCUAGUUUGCAAAAGACAGCUCUUGGCGGGAGCCGGAACCCCGAGCCCGCCGACUCGCGCACCCCUCCUCAUUUACUGCCUUCGACGCGCGCCUCCCCGACUGCGCCCCCACCCCCUCGGCGCGCCGCCGUCUCGCGCGCACUACCCCCCCCCCACACCCCCCUCCUCACUCCCUCCAGAGGAGGUGAGUUUAAACCCCGCCCACGUGACCCCAGCUGGGCCAAUGAACGGCGGCGGGAGGUGAAAUCCGGUUCUAACCGGUCCGGGGCUCCCAGCGCUAUAAAAACUUUAUAAACCCCCCCGGAGCCCGAGCAGUGUGAAGAAGAAGAGGCGAGAACGACCCCCGGACCGACCAAAGCCCGCGCGCGCUGCAUCCCGCGUCCAGCACCUACGUCCCGCCGCCGUCGCCACCAUGCCCAAGAGAAAGGCUGAAGGGGAUGCUAAAGGAGAUAAAGCCAAGGUGAAGGACGAACCACAGAGAAGAUCCGCGAGGUUGUCUGCUAAACCUGCUCCUCCAAAGCCAGAGCCCAAGCCUAAAAAGGCCCCUGCAAAGAAGGGAGAGAAGGUACCCAAAGGGAAAAAGGGAAAAGCUGAUGCUGGCAAGGAGGGGAAUAACCCUGCAGAAAACGGAGAUGCCAAAACAGACCAGGCACAGAAAGCUGAAGGUGCUGGAGAUGCCAAGUGAAGUGUGUGCAUUUUUGAUAACUGUGUACUUCUGGUGACUGUACAGUUUGAAAUACUAUUUUUUAUCAAGUUUUAUAAAAAUGCAGAAUUUUGUUUUACUUUUUUUUUUUUUUUUUUUUUUAAAGCUAUGUUGUUAGCACACAGAACACUUCAUUGUUGUUUUUGGGGGAAGGGGCAUAUGUCACUAAUAGAAUGUCUCCAAAGCUGGAUUGAUGUGGGGAAAACACCUUUCCCUUCUAGUUUUGAGAGACUUCCUCUUGGUUCCCAGGAGGAGGGAUUCCCUACUUUGACACACAUGGCCACCUUGGCACAAAAGCCUUGUGGUAUGGAAAAACAAAUUUGUUUUUAUGUUCUCUUCUCCCUUUCCAUCUUUCAGCAUAGACUUAACUCCCUUAAGCCCAGACAUCUGUUGGGACCUGACCCCUAGUCAGUGGUUACCAGUGUGUCAGGCAAUCUGGACUUUCCAGUGAUGCCACUGAGAUGGCACCUGUCAAAACAGCAUGGUUCCAUUUCUAGAUUGUGGAUCUUCAGAUAAAUUCUGCCAUUUUCAUUUCACUUCCUGAAAGUCAGGGUCGGCUUGUGAAAAGUUGUUAAACAACAUGCUAAAUGUGAAAUGUCAACCCUCACUCUAAACUUUCCCUGUUCAGAGCAUCAGAUGAAGACUUCAUUGGGUUUUAUAGUGGCUUUCUGAUUUUUGGUAGUCCAUUGAAGAAGGGAGUUUGAAAGUUGUUGUAUACUGUUAACGAUUGUCUGCCCAUGUCCUGCCUGAAAUACCAUGAUUGUUUAUGGAAAGUAUCUUUAAUAAAGCUGGAUACAGUUUGGCUUGGAA